AUGUAUGAAGGCGGUAAUUCGGAUGAGUCAUCACUAGACUCGUUGUCUGAGCACGGGGAAAACAAAUCUUUGGAUGAUAGAUCCAUAAGUUUUGGUGUGGACACUGAGUAUUUAUAUGAGCGAGAGGUUAAAGUAAAUAGUAUGGAGGAUAGGCAUAGGUAUGAUAUUUAUUUUUACCAUAAAUGGAUUUUGAUUAAACGCCCAAAUGUCACAACUGAUUUGAAUUUAUGGAUUGACCGGGAGACAUGUGAAUGUAAGGAAUGUUAUGGAUCUCCAGCGUCUCCAGGCGAAUGUCCAAUAAUUAGGGAAUGUGCAUAUGCAAUUCUUGGUGUAUUACGAAUUUCCCUGUCGACAUACCUAGUAAUAGUUACCCAGGAAACAUUUGUCACGACGAUAAAUUUGCCGGGAAGACAUAAAAUAAGCGUUUAUAUGAUUGCAUCUGCUGUCUGUUUAGCAAUCUCACCCAUGGGAGUGGGAGCAGUGGAUGAAUACAUUGUUCCAUCGCCAGGAGCAAUAAAAAAGUCAAUUGGAACUGCUACAAAUUGGAUUUCACAACAUUUUAAAUUAGGUUUGGAUAGGGAUUCAACUGGAUCAGAGGAUUAUCGCAGUGAAAUUAAGCGACAGAUACUUUUAGUUGAAAGGUUGCUUGAGAAUGGCUUUUAUUACUCUAUUAACGAAGAUUUGGGGGUUAAAUUUCAGGAUCUAUAUACGCAUGAAACUUACAAAUUCAACAGUUGUACAACUGCAAGCUCUAACUUGUACAAUACCUCCAAAUGUAAUGUCAAUCAUGACACUGGUUCUGCUGCAGAUACAGAUGAUGAAUUGUUUGAUUUUAUGAAAAACUGUAAUAAAAACGUCCCUGAAAAUAAUGAUCCAUACAAAAAUGACAACAAUAAUAAAUCGGAUACCGCAUCUAGUAGGCUAGAUUCCAAUGCGGCUAGUGAUGUUAAAUUUCAGAAAAAAUUGUUUGAAAAGCAUUGUAAAUGUGUAUGGUCCAGCUCUGGGAAUGAUUCCUUCAAGUGGAAUCUCAAUAUGGGCAUAGGCUUUCCUUGCUGCUGGCUAACCAGUGUGAUACAGGGUUAUUAUGCUAGUCAAACAACGCUUACGCCACAGGGAGAAUUGACUUUGAUACUUAUCGGCCGUAGGUCUAUCUACAAACCGGGUACAAGAAUCACAUGUAGAGGAAUAGACGAUAAGGGUCAUGUGGCAAAUUUUGUAGAGACAGAAUUGGCAGUAAUUCUACCCAAUGGUCACUUAUCAUCUGUUGUUAUGUGCAGAGGUUCGGUGCCAAUUUUCUGGGAGCAAACCGGUGUAAUGUCGUCUCCAAAUGUAACACAUUGUGUUGAGAUGCUAAAGCGUCCAUUUCUGACUCAUUUUAGUGAGUUGUGCAGCCAAUAUGGUGAUAUUUUAUGUGUAAACUUGCUAAAUGACAGGUGGGAGCUUUGUCUCACUGAAGCGUAUUCUAAUGUUCUCCAAUGUGUAAACAGAAGGUUUUUACUUAAUCAGUUUGGAGGUGGCGAUGCUAUUAAUGAUAAAUCAAGUGAGAGGGUCAAUUUGUUUGAUUUACCUGAAUCAACAUCUAAUUCUAACACUGGCAUUGGUAUUGGGACUAAUAAUAAAUUUGGUGUUGACGUUAAUAAUUUAGAAAGUGAUGGAAUGAAUGAUGGUCAGAAAAAUUCACCUGUUGAAGAAUUGCAGUGUUUGAUAUCAUAUCCCUUUACCGGAGAUCUCUCUGAAUGCUCUAUUUCUUUAAUAAAUUACAAUUUCGCUUCCAAUGUAAACAUUUUUAACAACGCCGUUGAUCUGAUUGAAUACAUAACUACAAUGUUGGUAACGUUUAUGGACGACCACCAACAAUUAAUGGUGGACAAUAAAGGUAAAGUAUUGACCAAGCAAAAGGGUUGUAUUAGGGUUAAUUGUUUGGAUUGUUUAGAUCGUACUAAUGCCUUUCAGUGGUGUUACGGAUGGGUUUGGUUGAUAAGGAUACUUGAAUCAAUUCCGCUUACAGGUUAUACCAACACUGACAUAACCAUUAACGAUGCAAGAAACGCGUCGAGGCCCCUAAAAUUGCCCGAGAUAUACAAGGUUUUUUGGAGCGAAUAUGGCGAUGCAAUAAGCCUUUUUUACGCCGGAACUGCUUCUACCUAUUCAUCGUAUAUAUUACAAGGGUCAAAUAACAUUUCUGUCGCGUUUAACGUUGCUCGUACAUACAUCGAACGCAUCAGGAGUCAUAUGCUGGAAGAUCAGCAGCGUUCGGAGGCUAUGGAGCUUAUCUUGGCUAAACAUCAACAUAAAGAGAUAGUGACUAAAUGUAUGGAAGAUGUUAUUUUAUCGGAACAUGCGGACGAUGAAUCGGCCAGUUUGAAGAUCUGGUGUGGGACGUGGAAUAUCGCCGGAAUGCGCAUGCAGGAGUGCGAUGACUUGCAAGAUUGGCUGAACUAUGGCACUCCACGUUGUGAUAUUUACGCCUUUUUCAUUCAAGAACUUGUUGAGCUGACUACUUUCCGCGUGUUAACCAAUUGGACUGACCCAACCAAGGAGCAUAUGUUGGAAGAGCGGUUUAAGUCAGUCCUAAAGGGAUUUCGCAUAUCUUACCUGAAAAUACGCUCAAUAUCGCUAUUAGGAUUGUGCCUUGUUAUAUACGUUAAAUCAUCCCUUGUUGACUCUAUUACUAACGUUGACGUAAGUAGCAUAAAGACUGGGUUGAAUGGUAACUAUGGGAACAAAGGAGCGGUUGCUGUCAGGAUGAGGUUGAACUCACAUAAUUUGUCAUUUGUUAACGUUCAUUUACCUCCAGGCCGUUCAAAUUCUAAUGAGAGGUUGGAGCAAAUGGAUUUUAUCAUCCAUAACAUAUUUCAGGAUAACAAGCCAGCUUACAGAUUAUUGGAUAGGGACUUGGUGUUUAUUGGCGGUGACUUCAACUUUAGACUGCAGAUUCCCCACGAUGAUAUCCUCAAGUACUUGUGUAAACUAAAUCUUUCAACACUUCUGGAACAUGACGAAUUUGUCAAUCACAAGAAAAACGGCGUUUCCCCAUUCAACUUCAUGAAUGAACAAGAAAUUACCUUUCAACCUAGCUAUAAGUUCAAGAAGAACUCGCCCUUCUACGAUCUACGUAGAUCCCCUGCUUGGUGUGAUCGAAUCCUUUUCUUCAGCCCUAUCAAGCAACAAAUAACGCCACUUAGCUAUAAGAGGCAUGAAAGAUAUUGCUCCAGUGAUCACAAACCCAUUUCGGCCAUUUUCCAAGUUGCCUAA
Molecule: messenger RNA, 3255 nt
Organism: Babesia microti strain RI
Lineage: Eukaryota; Apicomplexa; Aconoidasida; Piroplasmida; Babesiidae
Product: inositol-1,4,5-trisphosphate 5-phosphatase
Exons: 5
Coding region: 1-3255 (1084 amino acids)
Biological process (GO): phosphatidylinositol dephosphorylation
Molecular function (GO): phosphatase activity
Source: RefSeq, a predicted model, not a curated record